GCUAUAAAGCGGCGGCGCCGAGCACAUGCUCGUCUCAGCGCUGCGCCAGCGCCGGGGUGGCCGUGCUGAGCCGAGCCGCGCCGAGCCGUACGGGCCGCCGCCCGUGGUGGUGGGGGCGGCGGGGCUGGGUGUGCUGUGCCACGCUGUACCGCGCCGUACCGAGCCGCGCCCCCGCCCGCCCGUGUCUGUGUCCGUGUCCCCGGCCCCGCUGCUCUGUGAGGGCCGCCGGCGCCCCCCGCCCGGCCCGGCCCCGCUGCCGCCUCCCCGCGGGAUGCGGGCUCGGCCCGCCCCGGCGCCCCCGCCCCCGGCCGCAGCAUGAGUGCGGCCAGCGAAACAUGUCUCUUUAUAAAAGACAUAAAACCCGGACUGAAAAACUUAAAUGUCGUCUUUAUUGUGCUGGAGAUCGGGCGAGUCACCAAGACCAAGGACGGGCACGAGGUGCGCUCCUGCAAGGUGGCGGACAAGACGGGCAGCAUCACCAUCUCCGUGUGGGACGAGAUCGGCGGCCUCAUCCAGCCGGGGGACAUCAUCCGCCUCACCAAGGGGUAUGCAUCUCUGUGGAAAGGAUGCCUGACACUUUACACAGGACGAGGAGGCGAGCUGCAUAAAAUUGGGGAGUUCUGCAUGGUAUAUUCAGAAGUGCCAAACUUCAGUGAGCCCAACUCGGAGCACCUUGGGCAGAACAAACUGGCACAGGGUGAACAGAACAGUAGUUCUGCAUCAAGUAAUAUGAGUUCUUGUACUUUUGGGCCACUGGGAAAUGGUUUGCAAACUGGACCUGAAUCAAGUGGAUUCCCAUUUGCGUAUAAUCAUGGCCACUCUUAUGCAGGUAGCGGGAGAGGCAAUGGACGAGGACCUAUAAAUCCAGCAACACCUAAUAGUGUUCAGCCUCCUCUCCCUCCUGUCAGUAAUGGGAGGGACCCACGCAGAGCCUUUAAAAGAUGACUAUGCCAAAUGUGGUUCUACAGCUUGCUUAAACUCUACACUCUACUUGAACACUUAUUGCACUUUUAUUUAUGGCUAACUGUGAACCAGUUUGUCCUUUAUUGUUUUUUACCUUUUGGUCUACGGAGCAAACUUGAUGUGAUCUCUUGUUUAGGGAAGCGUAGUGAUUCUUCCCUAUAAGUUAAGGGGGCAGAGGGAGAAAGUGGAUAAAAGAAAGGGUAACAGUUUAAAGAGUUUUAAUUGAAACUCAGUGCCCUUUGGUAAAUGGAAGAAUUUUGGUUACAUGUAUAUUUUUUUCUGUUUCUGUUGGUCAGCCAUACAGCCUUAAAAGGUCUAUAAUGUCCUAUGCGCACAUGUGACUUCCAUUAGAGUUAAUGGGAGUUGAUUGUUUUGGAAGGGAAGUGAGAGAGGGGCCAAGGUGUCCUUAUGAACUAGUGUCCUUGAAAUAAAAAUAGCUUGUAAAAGCAAUAAGUACAAGGAAAUGGCCAGUGCCAGUACCUAGUGGUGUCUCCUAUAUCAGUGAAUGGGCUUCUCAGAUGAAAGCUGAAGUUGUUACAGUGAGUGUCUUGAAGCUUGAAUUCUGAUUCCAAAAAGGUGUAUGCUAUUUCUUGGACUAGAAUACUUAAAAGUUCUCCAUAAUACACCAGCUCAUUGUCAAGGAAAGCCACAUUGAUUUUUCCCUUUGGAUAGAAGCUUGGAUAUCUAUUCUUGCUUUGCAUGCAGUAAUAGGAGAGGAGGAUUUAAAUUUAAAAGGAUGUUGGAGAAUAAGCUGUUAGUAGCUAGUUCUGGUGCAAAAACUUGAAGUUACUUUACAGGACUUUGAAUCUCCAGGAAGGAAUGAGCUUCAAGAGCUGUUUUCAAACACUAUGUUCUGCAUCUUGUUGAGGCUGCCUACUUCUCCUUCCUUUAUUUACUUUUCCAAAUCAAUUAUGUAUUGGAACAAGCUGUAUAUGUUGAUUGCAAAGGCACUGGCUGAGCACAUGGCUGCACUUUUGAAGCUGUUAAGCUGCUAAGCUUUCCUUCCUCUGUUUUAUAUGAAUUACCCCUUAAAGAACUUACAAAACACCAUCUCCCCUGAGCAAAAUAGCUGCAGUUUUAUUUUUGAGAUUACAAAUGCCUUGAUUCUAGAUAAGAGUCCAGUGCCACACUUCAGAUCAGGCUCAAAAAACAGUUCGGAAGCUAUGAGGAGACAUACUGGAUUAAUCUGUUUCUUCUUAAAGCCGACCUCUCAAAUAAAAGUUGCACUAAAUCUUCUCAGAAACAAAUCUAACUUUCUUUCUGUUAAGCCAAAAAGAUUUCAUGGCAAAAGGCUACUUCUGAAAUGCAAGUUUUCUCUCUGGUCAUUCAUGUUAAUUGAAUCUACUCCUAAGUUACUGGUGUUUACAAGUUAUUCUACAUUUGGUAUUUCUGGUUUUGGUACUUUGGUGUCAUGAUGAUUUGUUGAAAAUUACCUUUAAUUGGUGAAGAUUCCUUGCUCAGUCUGAAAUCAUGAGCUUUCUUUUAAAAGCAAGCAGCAGCAACAAGAACUUUCUGAAGGGACGUUUAGAGAGACCUGCGUGCCAAGACAUCUGAGGGCUCUCUGCCUCUGAUCUGAUGAAGUGCUACCCUGGUACCUACUUUCAGAUGUGACUGGCAAAGUUUGUCUUGAACAAAAAAUAGCACGAUGUGGAACACCUCACAAGGUCACCUGCUGGUGCUGUUAUGUAAGAACAGUGCUAACUGGGAAACCAUAAAACAUGCAAUGAAUUUUGGAGAAAUGGUAUAAGGAGGUGAUGUGUAACUCAGGGACUUUAAAUUGCCUACUUAUUUAAAAAAGUCAUGUAUAGAGUCCAGAUGCAGGGAACAACCUUUUUUGUAGUGUAUAUUAAGACUUUUGAUGUGCUUGUGAGAGGAAAGCCAAGAGGAUUUCUAAACUCUGUAAAGUAUAAAUGAUGUGUUCUAAAGGUAAAUGAGAUAUGGUAUGAGCACGCUGCUUUCCAAUAGUAACUGUAAAGGUAUUAAAAGAAGAGCGCAAGUGAUAGGAUAGUGGAGACUUUGUGUUCACCAGGAUUUCUCAGCCAUGGGUCUCUGAAGUUCUGGUGAUCUCAACUCUACAACAAAGGGUGUUGGAGUGGUGGGGAACUCUGCUUUAGUGUGCAUGCAGGCACCUGAUUGCAGCUCUAUGCAUUUGAGCUUUAUUAAACUUCAAUAAACAGAAAACUUGUUCAGUAAUACAGAAUAUAAAGUGAAAUGAUUACUGCUGAUAAACAGCAUAAGAUUUAAAUGCUUGCUGUCAAGUGGAUGAUCUGCAGUUGAGAGGAAAGAAAGCAAGAAGGCUGUUCUUCAUGUUUUCAAGGUUAGUAGCAUUCCUGCCUUCCUAUUUCUUAUGUGAAACUGUUUCAGUUUAUUAAUAAACUUUUACUUCUUUGCAGGGGAAA
This is a messenger RNA of Dromaius novaehollandiae (emu), 3362 nucleotides long. It is a transcript of the gene NABP1, whose product is annotated as nucleic acid binding protein 1. Gene Ontology annotation, biological process: response to ionizing radiation; mitotic cell cycle checkpoint signaling; double-strand break repair via homologous recombination. The record is from RefSeq and is a predicted model, not a curated record. Bases 316 to 945 code for a protein of 209 amino acids. The transcript has 6 exons. Lineage: Eukaryota; Metazoa; Chordata; Aves; Casuariiformes; Dromaiidae. Gene Ontology annotation, cellular component: SOSS complex. Gene Ontology annotation, molecular function: DNA binding.